AUGGACUUCCUCCGUCGUUGGGAUCGCAUGGUUUUCGGUGCUUUUGAGAGGCUUGUUCGUGUGACUGGAGUCAACUCGUCGGCGCCUAGAUCAAGCGUCGUAUCAAGCCUCCAUCACAGCAACGGCUCCCUCUCGAUGAUCGAAGCCUUGCCGGCGGAGAUCUUGGGACUAGUCCUCGCACAGUCUGAUCUCGAAGCGAAGGAUAUCAUCAACCUAGGUCUCUGCUCCACCACCCUAUGGUCUCACACUCUAUCACACAUCCGCCGCGACUUGAGACUGCAUACCGGAUCCUGGGCAGGUCAGCCUUUACUUUGUACGGGAACAUAUCUCACCACCCUCCCUGAAGCGAUCUACGACCUAUUACCAGAGGAGAAGGCCAAGGAAGACGAGUAUCAGGCUUUCAUGGAGAACUACCACUCCGGUCCAACCAUACCUGGACGUGGUCGUAUAGGGAAAAGAUGGUAUGGCCCUUGCCCGGCUCGGAGAUGGAACUGGAAUGCCGUUUCCGAGCCGGAGGAUGAUGGAUUCGAGGAUGUGGGUGGGAAGCAGGGACUCCGAAAGUGGACGGAAGCUCUAAGCACCAGUCUACUCACAAUCACAUCUCCAUUAUCGAUCGUGCUACGCGCGCGUCUGUGGCGGGAUGUUAUGGACAUCGUCGAGUCUACUCGCGCUACCGGCAGCAUGGAUGGUGUAGAUCAGGGUGAAAGCCACUGGAUCCUUCGGAACCUGAGCAAGAAACAGUAUUUUCGACUCGACCUUCUGCCAUGCUUUCGCGGUCAUGGCCCACAAGCCCUCGUACAAGGGAGUCGAUGGCUAAGUCUCGACCAAGCACUUAUCAUGCGCAUUGCGUGGAAUGGGGCUUCGGCAAGGGAUGCUUUCUUUACUGAGCUCGAAACAUUAUCCGAGGGGCUAGGCUGCGGUGCCUGGGCGGGGCAUGCUCUCGAUGUUGUUUGUGCGGCUAGCCACGAACACAUGGAAUGGAUGGCAAAGGGAGAAGAUGUCACGGAUGAGAUUGUGUUGAUGGCGGAGCAGAUUAGUAAGUUGCAUGAACAUUGGGCGAAGGGAGGCUCUAUGCAACUGGCAGGAAGUCGUGCUGACCAAGCCAAUCUAGACAAUCUUAGUAUGCAAGCGUUGCAAAGGGAGUAUUGGGCGCGUGCUCGGGCACGUCAGCAUACGGACUGA
Molecule: messenger RNA, 1182 nt
Organism: Recurvomyces mirabilis
Lineage: Eukaryota; Fungi; Ascomycota; Dothideomycetes; Mycosphaerellales; Teratosphaeriaceae
Exons: 1
Coding region: 1-1182 (393 amino acids)
Source: RefSeq, a predicted model, not a curated record